GUCACCGCGAGCCCGACCGCAGGCAACCGCGCCGCUGGAAGUGCCGCACAGAGCGGAGUCAGUCGCGUGUGACGUCAUUCCUGGCUGCAUUGUGACGUCACCCUGGCUGCACUGUGACGUCACUGAGGCCGGCGCGGCGGUGCAACGUUCGUGGAACGAAGGACGUCCCGCUCUGACGGGGUAGGCCCGGCAAAACUGGCGCCGCUCGCUCGGCCGUCAGCAGUUGCACCGCGAGAGAGCACCGAGCAAGGCGCAGCGAGCGCGCAUCGAGACAGCGAGAGAGCGCAGCGAGAGAGCGCAGCGAGACACAGCGAGAGGCGAGCGAGCCUUCUACAGUGAGCAAACCAGCUCAGAGCGAGAGGGUGAACUCAGCUAGUUCUGCAGUAACACUGGCAGCGGACGGAUCGACAGCAAUCGUCAUGACCAGUACGAACGGCGAUGUGCCGCCGCGCGGUGCCGAUCCGGACACGGGCGCGGCCCUGCUGGAGGGCGGAGAGGUCCCGCCGGCCGGCGUGCAGCCAUUCGAGGAGGACCUGAGCGGUGGUGCGGGGGAUGUUGGGGGAGGUCCAGGUGUAGAAGACGUGGGCGGAGGCGGAGGUCGGCGGCGCAACAAGUGGACUCGAGUGUCGGACGUACGGCCGAUGAAGCCGACCGAUAUUGACGUCUACAGCACCAAGAAGACGGUGACGCAGGGUUUCAUGGACGUGGCUCUGCUAUCGGCCAACGCGGACCAGCUGCGCACGCUGGUGACCCGCGGAGACCCGGACUCGCCGUUCAGGGUGGUGUGUAUCGUCUUCUUGGCCUUCAGCAUCGUACUGCAGGUAGUGAUCGCCGUCUGCCUGAUGCUGAAGGCCCGCUACAACAUCAACAAGCAGCACCAUUUCCGCCGUGCGGAGACCAUCAACAACGUCUGCAUGAUCGCCUCGAUCCUGCUGACCGUCUUCAACGUGCUGGCGUCAGCGUUCACAGGAGAGGUGCCGCCAGUCCCCUCCGUGCCCUCAGCCACGACGCUGCUGGAGAAUUUCCACAACUCCUUCAACACCUGAGGAGCCGGGCGAAAGACGCGGAUGGCAUUGUCGAGCGGCGUUUGAAGACGCCAGAGGCAUGGGUGGUUCCAAGGCCGGAGGCCGGCUGCUCUUGCAUCGCCACUGCUAGUUGUUCAAGGAUGGAUAGACGAGUGAUCUGACCGGCCCGUAUCGGGUUCAUGGCUGUUCUGGGGGCGGCUUGACGCGGUGAAUGAACUCGCAACUCGCCAUACUCUGCCGCCGGCGUGGACCAUGACAGCUCAGCGAUACAGCGUUCCUGUGACUAUCCCUAAUUUGGCACAGAAUGAGACAAAUAAGUACUCUUCCCUUUAGUGAGCUGCAGCCUCAAAGACAGCUGCGAGCGGAACAUCCAACCGUCUCGCAAAGUAACGCCUCUAUCGCUUCACGCUGCACGCGUCCCUGCAAUUGCAUCAUCGCGAGUUCCCGCCUCCAUACGACUCGUCCCCACUCGUCGUUAUCCUCGCGUGCAAGGUCACCCGGUGUGUGAAACGAUAGGACUGGAUGUGACCUCGUGCUCGCACCCGGCGGCCCGACGAGAAGAGAAUCAGCCCACGUUUGGCACUGGCUGACGCGCGGGGACCGCCCGAUGGAUUUUGCGAAUGGCCUGAGAGACUCUAACGCUACAUUCUCACUCAGUGCUGGCUAUUGGGUAAAAAUGUGUCGCUGUAAUUCAUUGCCCGCACUGUAUUUGCGCAAUGCAGGGAUAAAAACGGUGGUCUAGUGUUAGAUCGAUUCGAUGAGGCGUGAAAUGUGUGAGAGGCGUGAAGAAGACAGCGCCGUAGCUGUCCGAAUGGCAAUAAACAGUGCUGUAGGUAUUGCUUCGUAUCGGUCUCGGUAUAGACAAACUGCUACGGGUGGUGUCACUCGUGAAGGAAUGAACCCUAGUCAUGUGCUUGUGUGAUGUUAUCAUUGUUUUUACUGUUGAACUUUGACAUUGUUUUAGGAUAAGUAUUGAAUAUAAGUGUGCACGGGUCGUCAA
Amphibalanus amphitrite is the source of this 2025-nucleotide messenger RNA. Its product is annotated as ninjurin-2-like. Gene Ontology annotation, biological process: tissue regeneration; cell adhesion. NCBI's taxonomy places the organism in Eukaryota, Metazoa, Arthropoda, Thecostraca, Balanomorpha, Balanidae. The record is from RefSeq and is a predicted model, not a curated record. Gene Ontology annotation, cellular component: membrane. The transcript has a single exon. Bases 420 to 1046 code for a protein of 208 amino acids.